Lindgomyces ingoldianus is the source of this 1125-nucleotide messenger RNA. RefSeq lists its product as uncharacterized. The record is from RefSeq and is a predicted model, not a curated record. The transcript is spliced from 10 exons. The coding region runs from base 1 to 1125 and encodes 374 amino acids. NCBI's taxonomy places the organism in Eukaryota, Fungi, Ascomycota, Dothideomycetes, Pleosporales, Lindgomycetaceae.
AUGGGAGUCUCUUUCAAGCCUGUUAUUGCAGCAGUGUUGCACGCAAAUCUCCGGCUGAUCUUACUCCACCUUAGUCGACUGACCUUCCUCAGUUCUGGCACUCUUUCUGACAUUCCGUACACACAAUUGCUGGAAGAUAUGCUCGGAUUCAUUGUCUUGUUGGCCGAUAGUUCGCCUGUAGCACUCGAAUUGUGGGCUUUACGGCGAAUUCAUGAAUACAAGGCGAAGGAACAACAAAAUCUCGAAAACGCAAGUUUCAAGCUCAAGGGAAGAGAGAACCUACACUUUGAGUUAUCUGACACUUCUCCUUUUUUUUUUUUUACUGUGUUCAGUAUUGGAGUUCCUUCAAAUCAUUCCUCUCAAGUUAUUGCCGCAGAAGGAAUAGGAAUACUAACCUCCUCAAAAGCCAUCCUAGCCAUCUUCGAAGCAACAGGCUACCAAUACUUCCUACGCCACCCAAAGUCACCCUACCAAAUUCGCACGCCCACCCGCAACCUCGGUUCCGCCAAACCCACUCGACUUUCCACUGCCGAGGCUUCCAUUGUCCAGGCCGACCUCAAGCAUGUACCUCGUAACUUAUUUCUUCUCCUGUGGUUCCCGGCCAAAGAAAUCGAACAAGGCAAACCUCUCUACCCUUCAGUCACUGAGAAUUCCGGCGGCAAGUUCAAGAAAAUGAUGCACUUUGACUCGGAAGCCGAAAUCAAAACGGUGUUGUGGAUUUCAACGUAUUUCCUGUUGUGGCUGCAAUUCCCGGCGAUUUGGAUCUUGCGGCUUCCGGCAAAGAAGACGAAGAUGCCGAUGGUAGAUAUUGGUAAUACGAGGAAGUUUGUUGAUGGGAUUGUUGCCAAAGGUGUCAGGGGCUUUGGGGAAAGGACGGUGAGUAUGGUUUCUGGGGGCGAGGUCACUCAAACCAAGGUUCUGGAUAUUUGGGGUAAGUUUGUUGGGCGAAAUGUUGGAUUUCAGACGGCCGUUGUGGGAGAAUAUGAAGAGUAUAUUAAGAGCUUGGGAUUGCGUGAGAUGAUCUACAAGGAUAUGGAGGGUGUAUCGCAGUUUUUGGGGAAUUUAGACAAGCGGUUUUUGCCACGGAGGGGUUUGCGCAGGUGUGUGGAUUUGAACGUGGGCUAG